AUGAAACCAUUCCAAGGGGAGCCAGAGAGAGGGUCUAUUGAAAGAGUGUUUAAUUAUCUUCUUUCAAGAGGACGUAGAGUGGUGGAGAAUGCUUUCGGAAUCGCAAGCUCGGUCUUUAGAGUUUUAAGAAAACCUAUGUUACUGUCACCUGAUAAAGCUAGAAAAGUGGUUUUAGCUAUUAUACAUUUACACAACUUUUUGAGAAAAAAAUCCAGUUCCCAAUACAAGCCACAUGGAUCUUUAGACAUGGAGACUGAUACUGAAAUAAUACUUGGAAGUUGGAGAAAUGACAGUGAAUCUUCAUCAUUACUUCCUAUCACUAAUUUACCACGUAGAAGUGGAAAUGACGCUAAAGAAAUACGCUUACAUCUUGCAAAACAUUUCGUUACUAAUGGAGAAAUACCAUGGCAAAAUAUUUGA
Molecule: messenger RNA, 420 nt
Organism: Acanthoscelides obtectus
Lineage: Eukaryota; Metazoa; Arthropoda; Insecta; Coleoptera; Chrysomelidae
Source: the annotation of a GenBank genome assembly